UGUACGCAGUAAGUUAGCCUGCUAGCAAAGUGGUCCUAGUUUUGUCACUGGGUUGACUGAAGUAAUGUUAGCUAUUUUACGCUAAUGUUUGAUUUCGUUAGCGUAGUCGGUAAAUGGGCGGCCUUUAAUAGACACACCCAUUUAGUAAACUUAGGCAACUAUAAAGCCCAUCGGUACCUUGCUUGCUAGGUGAAGCAAAUGUCAAACUUUACACAGUGGCCAUUGUCAGAGAGAGUAAACGGUGUUAGCGGUAGACCUACGCCCUCUGACUACGUUUAACAGGGGAAAUGGUCAUUGACAUUUGAAGCCAAUAGUAGCAUGGCGGGGCAGUGCGUGGCAAAGGUGGAACUGACAGUGUCUUGUGAUAAUCUGCUGGACAAAGAUAUAGCAUCGAAAUCUGAUCCACUGUGUGUCUUGUUGAUGGACGCAUCCGGAUCGCAGUGGUUCGAGGUGGGACGCUCUGAGAAGGUGCAGAACUGCCUCAACCCACAGUUUGCCAAGAAGUUUCUGUUGGAUUACUACUUUGAGGUGGUGCAGAAGGUUAAGUUUGGCAUUUAUGAUAUUGACAACGCAACGGUGGAUCUUAGUGAUGAUGACUUUCUGGGAGAGUUUGAGUGCACCCUUGGUCAGAUUGUCUCCAGUAGAAAACUCACUCGGCCACUGGUCCUGAAGAAUAAGAAACCUGCUGGCAAAGGAACCAUCACGAUCUCUGCUGAAGAGAUAAAGGACAAUAGAGUGGUGAACUUUGAGGCGGAGGCCAGGAAGCUGGAUAAUAAGGAUUUCUUUGGGAAGUCGGAUCCUUACUUGGAGUUCUACAGACAGAUGGAAUCAGGGUGGCAGCUUGCACACCGGACAGAGGUGGUGAAGAAUAACCUGAACCCCUGUUGGAGACCCUUCAGAAUCCCUUUACAGAGUCUGUGUGGAGAUGAUAUGGACAAACCUAUUAAGGUGGAGUGUUACGACUAUGACAACGACGGGUCACAUGAUCUGAUCGGGAUAUUUGAAACUACACUUACGCGCUUGACCGAGGCAUCACGCACAACACCAGCAGAGUUUGAGUGUAUCAACUCGAAGAAGAAGCAGAAGAAGAAGCACUACAAGAACUCGGGAGUUGUGAGCUUCAAGUUGUGCGAGGUUGUGAAGGAGUACACAUUCCUGGACUACAUCAUGGGAGGCUGUGAAAUCAACUUCACGGUGGGAGUGGACUUUACCGGGUCAAACGGUGACCCUCGCUCUCCUGAUUCACUGCACUACAUCAAUCCCAACGGGGUCAACGAGUACCUGAGCGCUAUCUGGUCGGUUGGCAUGGUGAUCCAGGACUACGACAGUGAUAAACUGUUUCCUGCCUUUGGAUUUGGAGCUCAGAUUCCACCUAACUGGCAGGUCUCUCACGAGUUCCCUCUGAACUUCAACCCCACAAGUCCAUACUGCCAGGGUAUUGAAGGCGUGGUGGAGGCCUACAGACUGUGCCUGCCCCAGGUGCGCCUCUACGGCCCCACAAACUUCUCCCCCAUCAUCAACCACAUGGCCAGGUUUGCAAGCCAGGCAGCCAAUCAGAGAACAGCAUCGCAAUACUUUGUGCUGCUCAUCAUCACCGACGGCGUGAUCACGGAUCUGGACCAGACCCGCUUGGCCAUCGUCAACGCCUCCCGCCUGCCCAUGUCCAUCAUCAUCAUCGGCGUGGGCGGGGCCGACUUCAGCGCCAUGGAGUUCCUGGACGGCGACGACGGCCGCCUGCGCGCCCCCAACGGAGAGACGGCCGCCCGAGACAUCGUGCAGUUUGUGCCUUUCAGAAACUUCCAGAACUCUCCCAAAGAGGCGCUGGCCCAGAGUGUUCUCGCCGAGGUUCCUGGUCAGCUGGUCACUUAUUUCAACAUGACCAAGCUCUCCCCGCCUUCUCUGCCCUCCAAGCCAACUCAGAACUGAAUUCUUGUGGCUGAACCCUGUGAGCUGUCAAUCAGACGUUCUCUAAGGCCUACACACACACACACACACACACACACACACACACACACACACACGUGCGCAUCUCUUACAGCACAGUAGUCUCUAACAACCCCCCAGCCACAUAGACUGUUAAGUGAACUGGAGAACCAGAGGUGCUCAUUUCAUAUGCCGUCUUAUCAUACUAACGCACACACAUUUAGGUUUUGUUAUAAUAUGCAAACAGGAUGGCCUUAACACUGCUUUUAGUGCUUUUAGCUUGUGCAUGGCUCUCUUACGACUUACUGGAAUAGUUGGUCAAAGGAGAUUCUCAUGGUCACAAUAGACACAAUAUAACAUUUCCUUCAAACGACAAACUGGAUCGCUGAAACGGCUGUUUUCGAAGCAUAACCGUGACACCAGUUUGUUGUUCUCUGACCAACCUCGACCAAAACAAGCAACCACCUCUACACAUCAUCUCAUAUUCCGUCGGUCGGUGCUUCACCCUCGCUUUUUUGUAAUGCCAUACCAAAUGUUUACACCCUUUAGCAUGCAGGCUACGUGCUGCUCGUCACAUGCCAUACAGCACCCCACAGCAUGCAAACCCAUCUGUAGAUAGACGUUGAGCUGAUGUGAGCGGCUAGCCUCAUGUCAAAACGAACUGUAGCUAGGUCGAGAUCCACUCUGCUACUCCAGUAUCGUCACGUUUUCAAUGCAGCUUUAUCAACAGCACUAGACUGGACUUGCACACUGUUCAGCUGUAAUCCAGCAUUAUUAUCUUGGUGCAAGUCAGUAGAGUGAUAUUGCCAAGUCACUAGAUAGAUACACUCUUAUUUGCCAAGAAAUUUCCUUUUUUAGAGAGAGAGGGGGGGGGGUGGUCACAAGGGCUGGGCAUUUGCACUGUCAAAAGCCAUGAAUCUGAGGAGAUGGUUUCCAGUAUAUGAGUUGUUUUUAUAAUGAAAUAAGUCACCUAACUUUGAAUAAACAUUAUGGCCUAGGUCUCUGCAGUUGGCAUGGGCAUAACUGAUCUCAAAUAAGUUUAGGAAAACGAGAGAUUUGACUUGAUUUGUUAUUACCUUUCAGCUGUUGCACCAGCCUUAGCACUGUGCGUGUUUCUCCAGAAGGGGUCACUGUUCAGCAUCUCUUUCUCAAAGUAUACGUGGCCUUGCACAUAUAUUUUUAAUACGUAUUUAAAUUAUGUAUGUGUCUUAUUUACAUAUUCUGCUAAAGAUAGUAGAUGCCAUAUAUUAUGACUCCAGUAUUAAUUUAGAGCAAUCAGGUAAUGAUAUAAUAAUCAUUUGCAAAUUAAAAUAGGUUUAAGUUUUUUUUUUUUUUUACAAUAUGUAUUUUCAAUCAACUCUCUUUUUUUUGUUUUGUUUGUUCUUUUGUUAACAGCUUUUAACAUUAAAUCAUGUUCUUUUAUAUAUUAUGUGCACUCUGUCAAUACUCUAUGUAUUGGAAUUUGCUUCCUUUCACCACACUUCCCUCCCUUUCUACUAUUAUGCACACACACACACACACACCGCUUUUUGACCAACAGGGAAUCAGUUCCAUUCAGGACUUUUAGAACUUUGGUUCCAUCUAGUGAACCAGCCUGCAUUUCCACCAGUUUUGAGCGGAACCAUUGUAAUGAAGGAUGCGUCAUCAACAGAAGCAAACAGUAGUAGUAGCAGCAGUAGACACCCACUGCUGUAGUUACAGUUCGCACUGGAAAAAAACAGCUAUCUUUCGGUUCAAGCUGGGUUCCGAAGUCCGAACCAAUACAUUUUUGGUCAAAAUGUUCCGAAGUGAACCCGUUCCCUGUUGGUGGAAAAGACCCAACCUUCAGCCAUCCACCAAAAAUGCCAAAGAUGAAAGACUCAAAUAUCCGUUACAUCUUUAUUCCACAGUACUUAUAGAAAUUGAUAACAUACAUAUAAUUAUUUUUUUUUUAACAUGUUUUAAAAAAUAUAGAAUACAUCAUCGUUUUAUUCAAAUAUUGUGUUUUGAGCCCGUGGGCCUCCCAGCCCUGACUCAACACGAACUAUCACAACUGACUGUUAAAACCCCAUAAUCUCAUGUGUAUCUCAUGUCAUUACAGAUUCAUUUGCCUGAAUGCAUAACCUGGAUAUUACAAGGAGGCAAUCCCUGUGUAAUCUUUAUAGGUCAAGAAAUAAAGUUAGCAUAAUCUGCAUUUACAUGUAUGUUUAAAAUCAUGAAUAAUGAAUCACGUUCAAUCUGGGCAUUAAGUGCAAUCCUGCAUGUCAUGUGGACGUCACAAAAGAACAAUCUUGCCUUUUAUCUUGACAUGAUAAUCUUGUAUAAAAAUGUAUACCUUUAGAAUAUACCUCAAUUUGUAACAUGGGUAUGGAAAAAAAAAAACGAUAAUUCGUGUAACCCGACAUAACAGCUGAAUAAACUGCGGUGUGCAAUGGACAUCACAGAAAUA
This is a messenger RNA of Clupea harengus (Atlantic herring), 4351 nucleotides long. It is a transcript of the gene cpne3, whose product is annotated as copine 3. Gene Ontology annotation, biological process: ERBB2 signaling pathway; cellular response to calcium ion. Gene Ontology annotation, molecular function: receptor tyrosine kinase binding; calcium-dependent phospholipid binding. Gene Ontology annotation, cellular component: plasma membrane. The record is from RefSeq and is a predicted model, not a curated record. Lineage: Eukaryota; Metazoa; Chordata; Actinopteri; Clupeiformes; Clupeidae.